This is a messenger RNA of Knipowitschia caucasica, 1050 nucleotides long. The record is from the annotation of a GenBank genome assembly. NCBI's taxonomy places the organism in Eukaryota, Metazoa, Chordata, Actinopteri, Gobiiformes, Gobiidae.
AUGUCUCCCAGCCUGAGCGGGCAGCAGCUGGCCUCCUCCAUCCCCUCUCCUCCCACCUCCACCUCCUCCUCCAAGUCCUGGAGGAGCAAGUCCAUGAACCUGAAGCACAGUGCCACCUCGGGCAUGCUGGCCGGCCCGGGACAGGACCUGCCCCCCCCACAGAGGUCUGUGCUGGACAAGUUCCGGAUGAUGAGUCCCAGGGCGGGGUCCAGGGUCUCGCCAUCUGUGGUGGAGAUGGCUCUUCAGGAGGAGGAGGACGGGUCUGAGUGCGGGGACGAAGGAGGAGGACUCGCCAUCACUGGCACGACUCCAGCCAAAACCUUGUCCAGCACCUCCAACGGCAAACCCUCGUCUUUGUCACAGCCCAAGAGCAACAGCAGCAAAAGUACAGCGCCCCCUAAGGACAAGGAGGACAAGAGCAAGUCCAGCAGAGCCUCCAAAGACCAGACCUCAGCCGAGACCUCCAAGAAGAACCCCAAACUCGCCAGCUUCAUCCCCAAAGGCGGAAAAUCGUCAUCGGCCAAGAAAGACACCAGCAGCUCCCCUUCACCUCCCCCCUCCAGCGGGAUCCCCAAACCCGGUUCCAAGACCGGAUCCAAGUCCCAGACCCAGGCCUUAAAUAGCAGCGGGAACCUUCGCUCCGGGGACAAGCCGAGCAAAGGGAGCGUUUACCGAAGCGGAGGGGAGGGGAAGAGGAGCAGCCUGACCUCGUCCACCAGCACCUCGGCCCUGAUGACGGGAGGGGGAGGCAGCUGCGGGCUGGGGGGCAGCGGAGCAGUGCAACUGCCUCAGCAGCAGCAGCACAGCCACCCCAACACAGCCACGGUGGCUCCCUUCAUGUACAGGACGUUCUCGGAGAAUGACUGUACAAUGGUAGCCCCCGCUGACUCCAGCCUCAGUCCUACCAAAGGAGACCUGAUCUACAGCAAAACCGCCAAGCAGUGCCUCGAAGAGAUCUCAGGUAGGACCCACUCGGACUGUGUGUCUGCUGCUGGAGUUGGGAGCUGGGCCGGGGUUGUUGUACUCUCCCUCAGUCCGGUCUCUGGUUGA